GGUUAUCGGCUAGCCAGCAACCCGCUACAACUGGCAGGCUUUCCAUCCGACCCUUAUUCCUUCAAGGGUGUUUUGGACUGAGCCGUCCCACAGUCUGGAGCGGGGGUGUUGCGGGGAAGCCACGUGUACAGGAACUGGAGUCUGACAGCUCGCCUGACUGGAACCACCGCAGGCAGUCAUGGCUGUUCGGACAAAGUUGUGGUGCAGAAGCCUCCUGGCUGUGUCCCUGCUUUUCUGUAUCCUUCUCCAAACCAUGGAUGUGCAUGCACGGCCAGCCAACAUGUCAGCACCUAAAGAUAAGUCUCCACCCAGCAAGGACGACAACGAGAUUCUUCCUCCAGACCACCUGAAUGGGGUGAAGAUGGAGAUGGAUGGCCACCUCAACAAGGACUUCCAUCAGGAGGUGUUCCUGGGUAAAGAGAUGGAUGAGUUUGAAGAGGACUCAGAGCCGAGGAGGAACAGGAAGAAGCUUAUUGAAAUUUUCACCAAAGUUGAUUUCAACAAGGACAGGAGUGUGAGCGCCAAAGAGAUGCAGCGCUGGAUUAUGGAGAAGACGGAGGAGCACUUUCAGGAGGCCAUGGUGGAGAACAAGAACAGCUUCCGCGCCGUGGACCCAGACGGCGACGGUCACGUGACAUGGGAUGAAUAUAGAGUCAAAUUUCUGGCCAGCAAAAGUUUCAGUGAAAAGGAAAUUGCUGAGAAAAUAAAGAAUAAUGAAGAUCUGAAACUGGAUGAGGAAACUCAGGAGGUUUUGGAAAGCCUGAAGGACCGCUGGUUUCAGGCUGACAACACCCCGGCUGACCAGCUGCUGAACGAGCAGGAGUUCCUGUCUUUCCUCCACCCGGAGCACAGCAGAGGAAUGCUCAAGUACAUGGUCAAGGAGAUUGUUCGCGACUUAGACCAGGAUGGUGAUCAGAAACUGACACUGUCAGAGUUCAUCUCUUUACCCGUGGGCACCGUGGAGAACCAGCAGGCUCAGGACAUCGAUGACGACUGGGUUCGAGAGAGGAAGAAGGAGUUUGAGGAUGUCAUUGAUUCAGACCGUAAUGGCAUCGUAACCAUGGAGGAACUGGAGGAGUACAUGGACCCGAUGAAUGAGCACAACGCUUUGAACGAGGCCAGGCAGAUGAUCGCCGUCGCGGAUGAAAACCAGAAUCAUAGCUUGGAGCUGGACGAGAUUCUCAAGUACAGCGAAUACUUCACGGGCAGCAAGCUGAUGGAUUACGCCAGAAAUGUCCACGAGGAGUUCUGAAGACCAACGCGUCCUCCCCCCUCUCAUCCUACAUCUGCUUCAGGGACAAGCUGGAGGGGGUGGCCCCAACCUAAUGAUAGGAUGAUCUAGUGUGCAAUUCUGUGUUUAAAAGCCUCACUGGCCUCUUUCACUGCUGACUAAAAUGAAAACAUCCCUCCUUCAGCCCCGGACUGCCUGCCAGCCAUCAGAGUUAACAUGGUCUGCCUUUUGUGUGCCAUUGGACUUUUUGACCUUCAAAUGUCGGGCUUUUCCACAAAUUUGAGGCACCGCAGCAACUCAAAUCGAUGUGUGUUAUAUCGUGAAAUGUGUGUAUAUGAGGAAUUUUAACCCUGACUAGAUUUUCCCUUCGCGGCGGCGAGAGAGAUGGCGCAGCUAGACGUUGUUUGCAGCUGGCGAGUAAACACGGAUGUAAAUAUUCAUUGUCGGUGUCAGAGAGAACAGCUGAGAAGAUAAAUAUAAUGCUGCUGAAAGGAACAACCUUACAGAGCUAUCAUAUUCUGAAGAAUAUGAUGCAAAAGGUGAUUUUUGUCAUUGGUGGUGAACAAUUCCUCUAGUUUCCGUCCUACUUAAAAACAGGGUAUUUGAUUGUGCGAGAAAAACAUAACAUUUAAAAACAGCUUCAGUAAAGUCCAGCGAUCCUCUUUAGCACAGUCGUUCAUUCAUAAUUUAUUGCCAGUGAUAGAAAAUGUAGGCAGAGAGAUUAAUAUAUGAGAACAGCAGGUCUUUCUCACUGCAGACAUGUUGCCGUAGGGAAAGCACAGGUGUCACUGAUGAUGUCAUUAGUAUCACCUGUGUGUCUCAGGCGUCUCCUGUGGUGAAGGCUUUCUGUUGGUCUUGGCUUUUUCGUCCUCUUGUUGAGACGUGGACACAGAUGAUUUUAUUUGACCGCCUACAUUCAGAUCAGAAACGUCGCUGAACAUUGAGCAGGUUUGGACUUGUUUUCCACUUCUCGCCGUCGUCGGCUCGUCUCGGCGUCCUCAGUUCACAAACGACAGGUAGCUCACCUUUCAUGUUUACCUGUUAAAUUUUGAAUGCUCUCGGUUCAUCUGCACAUUUCCACCUGUACCUUGUUUUAACUUGCAUGGACAAAUAAUGGAAUUACUCCUCCGUUUUGUUGAGCUUUUCAAUAUCCUGUUGUGUAUUUGGAUUCUGGUGCAGGCGUCUCUGUCCUGUUUGGAUUGUAAAAUAAGAUUAAUGACAACAGAAUGUGACACAGCUUUAUAAAAUGUAUUGCAAAUAUACUGGUAAACAAUAAAUAUUUCUUAUCAAUUAAGUA
Molecule: messenger RNA, 2528 nt
Organism: Chelmon rostratus (copperband butterflyfish)
Lineage: Eukaryota; Metazoa; Chordata; Actinopteri; Chaetodontiformes; Chaetodontidae
Gene: sdf4
Product: stromal cell derived factor 4
Exons: 7
Coding region: 179-1252 (357 amino acids)
Biological process (GO): calcium-ion regulated exocytosis
Cellular component (GO): endoplasmic reticulum
Molecular function (GO): calcium ion binding
Source: RefSeq, a predicted model, not a curated record